Molecule: messenger RNA, 3219 nt
Organism: Lasiodiplodia theobromae
Lineage: Eukaryota; Fungi; Ascomycota; Dothideomycetes; Botryosphaeriales; Botryosphaeriaceae
Product: ATP-dependent RNA helicase dob1
Exons: 4
Coding region: 1-3219 (1072 amino acids)
Biological process (GO): RNA catabolic process; maturation of 5.8S rRNA
Cellular component (GO): nucleus
Molecular function (GO): RNA binding; RNA helicase activity; ATP binding
Source: RefSeq, a predicted model, not a curated record
AUGGACGAGCUUUUCGACGUCUUCGAAGGGCAGCCUGGCCCUGCCCAGGAUCAGCCGCCCAAACAGCCCAAGAAGAACAAAAAGAGGCAAGCCAACGGCGAUGUCAAGUCCUCGAAUGGCGAAUCCGCGUCGCCUGCCAACGAUGCCACCAUGAGCGACGCCCCGCCCGCGCCCCAGGAGGACGCUGCUGCUGCCAACGGUGCUGAUGCGCAAGCCAUUGCGAAGCGCCUUCGCCGCGACGAGCCCGAUCCUGUUGUUACCGAUAGCUUCGAGACGGAGCAGUCACGCGAGGUCGCCGCCGCCGCUGGUCUGCAGGCGCAGAAGGAUGGUGCCGCCGUCGUGCUGUCUCACCAGGUCAGACAUCAGGUCGCGCUGCCUCCGGAUUACGAUUACAUUCCCAUCUCCGAGCACCAGCCGCCAGAGCACCCUGCGCGCGAGUAUCCCUUCAAGCUGGACCCUUUCCAGCAGGUUUCGGUCCACUCCAUCCAGCGCAACGAGAGUGUUCUCGUGUCCGCUCAUACAUCUGCUGGUAAAACCGUCGUCGCCGAGUAUGCCAUUGCGCAUUGUCUCAAGAACAACCAGAGGGUUAUCUACACUAGUCCGAUCAAGGCCCUCAGCAACCAGAAGUACCGAGAGUUCAUGGCCGACUUUGGUGACGUCGGCCUCAUGACCGGAGAUGUUACCAUCAAUCCUACCGCAACUUGUCUAGUUAUGACUACUGAGAUUCUGCGCUCCAUGUUGUACAGAGGCUCCGAGAUUAUGCGCGAAGUCGCCUGGGUUGUCUUCGACGAGGUUCACUAUAUGCGCGAUAAGUCUCGUGGCGUUGUCUGGGAAGAAACCAUCAUUCUCCUGCCCGACAAAGUCCGUUACGUCUUCCUUUCCGCCACAAUUCCCAACGCUAUGCAAUUCGCCGAAUGGAUCACCAAGACCCAUAAUCAGCCUUGUCACGUUGUAUACACCGACUUCCGACCCACUCCUCUCCAGCACUACUUCUUCCCCGCUGGCGCCGAUGGCAUACACUUGAUCGUGGAUGAGAAGGGUGUCUUCAGGGAGGAGAACUUCCAGAAGGCAAUGCAGACCAUCUCAGACAAGGCAGGAGACGACCCGGCCGAUGCCAUGGCAAAGCGCAAGGGCAAAGGCAAGGAUAAGAAGCUCAACAAGGGCGGUCAAAAGGGUCCCUCGGAUAUCUACAAGAUUGUCAAGAUGAUCAUGAUGAAGAACUACAAUCCGGUCAUCGUAUUCAGCUUCAGCAAGAGGGAGUGCGAGAACCUUGCCCUGCAGAUGAGCACGCUUUCCUUCAACGAGGAAUCCGAGAAGCAGCUCGUUACCAAGGUGUUCAACAGCGCCAUUGAGUCGCUCAGCGAGCAGGACAGGGAGCUGCCGCAGAUCCAGCAUCUGCUGCCGCUUCUGAAGCGCGGCAUUGGCGUACACCACUCCGGUCUCCUGCCUAUCCUCAAGGAGACGAUCGAGAUUCUCUUCCAGGAGGGUCUGAUCAAGGUCCUCUUCGCCACCGAGACUUUCUCCAUCGGUUUGAACAUGCCUGCGAAGACUGUUGUUUUCACGAGCGUCCGCAAGUUCGAUGGUGUGUCUCAACGAUGGGUGACACCAUCCGAGUUCAUUCAGAUGUCUGGUCGUGCCGGAAGACGUGGUCUUGAUGACCGUGGUAUCGUCAUCAUGAUGAUCGACGAGAAGAUGGAGCCCACUGUUGCAAAGGAGAUCGUGCGCGGUGAGCAAGACAAGCUCAACUCCGCCUUCUACCUGAGCUACAACAUGAUUCUGAACCUGAUGCGUGUCGAGGGUAUUUCUCCGGAGUUCAUGCUCGAACGUUGUUUCUUCCAAUUCCAGAACACUGCAAGCGUUUCUGGCCUUGAGAAGCAUUUGAAUGAGCUGGAGCAGAUGAAGACGCUCAUAACCAUCCCCGACGAGAGCAGCAUUCGCGAUUACUACGACUUGAGGCAACAGCUCAACCAGUACACCAAGGACAUGAGGGAUGUCAUCACCCACCCGAACUACUGCCUGCAGUACAUGCAGUCGGGUCGCCUGGUGCGCAUCAAACACAAGGAUUUCGAUUUCGGUUGGGGUGCUGUGGUGAACUUUACGCACCGCAAGCCUGCCAAGGGUCAGAAGGCUUCCGACAUAUCACCUCAACAGUCGUACGUCGUCGACGUGCUGAUCCAGGUUGCAAGCGACGUGACCUUUGCCCCGCAAUCUAACCAGGAAUUGCCCCAGGGUGUGCGCCCGCCUGGACCUGGCGAGAAGGGCAAGAUGGAAGUCGUUCCGGUGUUGCUCUCCUGCAUCGAUUCCAUUGGCCAUCUCCGCAUCUUCCUUCCGCCGGAUCUCAAGUCCGCUGACCAGAGAAACUCGGUUCGCAAAGCUCUUGAGGAGGUCAAGAAGAGGUUCCCUGACGGCAUUGCCAUUCUUGACCCCAUUGAGAACAUGGGAAUCACGGACGACAGCUUCAAGAAGCUUCUACGCAAGAUUGAGGUUCUGGAGUCUCGUUUAUUGUCCAACCCGCUGCACAACUCGCCCAGGUUACCUGACCUGUACGACCAGUAUGCCGGCAAGGUCGAGCUUGGCAACAAGAUCAAGGAGGUCAAGAAGCAGAUCAACAACGCCCUCUCGAUUAUGCAGUUGGACGAGCUCAAAUGCCGUAAGCGUGUGCUCAGGCGUCUGGGUUUCAUCAACGAAGCGGACGUUGUCCAGCUCAAGGCCAGAGUGGCGUGUGAGAUCAGCACUGGUGACGAGCUUGUGCUGAGCGAACUCCUUUUCAACGGCUUCUUCAACGAGCUCACACCUGAGCAGUGCGCUGCUGCUCUGAGCUGCUUCAUUUUCGAGGAGAAGAGCAACGAGACGCCGACUCUGAGAGAGGAGCUCGCAAAACCUUUCCGUGACAUCCAGGCUCAGGCACGCAUCAUUGCGAAGGUGUCGCAGGAAAGUAAGCUGGCUGUCAACGAGGAUGAAUACGUUGAUGGCUUCAAGUACCAGCUGAUGGAGGUCGUGUUUGCAUGGUCCAAGGGUGCAACCUUUGCAGAAAUCUGCAAAAUGACGGACGUGUACGAAGGCAGCUUGAUCCGGCUCUUCCGUCGUCUUGAGGAGCUUCUGCGGCAGAUUGCACAGGGUGCCAAGGUCAUGGGCAACAACGAGCUUGAGCAGAAGUUUGAGAAGGCGCUCGAGGCGAUCAGGAGGGAUCUGGUGGCUGCACAGUCCUUGUACCUGUAA